This is a messenger RNA of Protopterus annectens (West African lungfish), 1822 nucleotides long. It is a transcript of the gene RAB18, whose product is annotated as RAB18, member RAS oncogene family. The record is from RefSeq and is a predicted model, not a curated record. Lineage: Eukaryota; Metazoa; Chordata; Ceratodontiformes; Protopteridae. The coding region runs from base 132 to 752 and encodes 206 amino acids. The transcript has 7 exons. Gene Ontology annotation, molecular function: GTPase activity; GTP binding.
GGAAAUAGUCUGCGUGUCUAGUUCUGGGAAUUGGACAGUGACAGGUUGGCCUAUCCUGUUUUGUUCUUACUCUUUCUGUGUACCUCUUGUGUUCUUAUCUUUUCAAGGGUGUCAGCUGUCUGUCAAGUGAAAUGGAUGAAGAAAUCUUGACGACGCUAAAGAUUUUAAUAAUAGGGGAGAGCGGAGUCGGCAAGUCCAGCCUUUUGCUGAGGUUUACAGAUGACACUUUUGACCCAGAACUUGCUGCAACAAUAGGUGUUGAUUUUAAAGUAAAGACUAUAACAGUUGAUGGAAACAAAGCUAAACUUGCAAUAUGGGAUACUGCUGGGCAAGAACGGUUCAGAACAUUGACACCCAGCUAUUACAGAGGAGCACAAGGUGUCAUCUUAGUGUAUGAUGUGACAAAAAGAGACAGCUUUAUUAAACUUGACAACUGGUUAAAUGAGCUGGAGACUUACUGCACAAGAAAUGACCUUGUCAAAAUGCUUGUUGGUAACAAGAUUGAUAAGGAUAACCGUGAAGUAGAUCGAAAUGAAGGCCUGAAGUUUGCAAGAAAACAUUCCAUGUUAUUUAUUGAGGCAAGUGCAAAAACAUGCGAUGGCGUCCAGUGUGCAUUUGAAGAAUUGGUCGAAAAAAUUAUUCAGACACCUGGACUUUGGGAAAGUGAAUCACAGAACAAAGGAGUAAGAUUGUCAAAUCAAACAGCAGGAGGCAGCGGUGGAGCCUGUGGAGGAUACUGCUCUCUGUUAUGAAUUCUUCCUGCUACUCUGUUUUUGACCUGUUUACUCUUUUAGUGAAAAUAUCUCAUGCACACAACUUCAUGACCUGCUUCUUUAAAGUCAUGGCCGUUUGCACAGUUUCGUAUCUUUAACAAGUAUUGGUAGAGCAUGUCCACUUCAGUCACCUUGAAUAUGUAAAAUACAAGUGUCAUCUGCUGCCAGUGGAAGUCAUAGAGUUAUCCGGAAAUGAUUACUUUGGUUUAGAACAUAUUUUGAGGGACCAUGUUCCCAAAUUCAGACAUUUUCUUCUCUUCAGCUUAGCCUUGCUGUUCUUUCCAGCAGUAAAUUUGUUUCCUGGUUCUAGACCAAGUUGUUUGGCAGCUGGAGUGUGUUAUAAGAGCAGGAUAUGCAACUGUGUUUUGUGAAAGCCAGAUUAAAGAAACUGUGCAAGAUGACUGUUAGAAGAACAAGGAUUAUGCAUGGUGUCAAGACUUGGAAGGAUUAUGCAUGGUGUCAGAGUUGAUUUGUACAUCCUUGGACAACUGAAGGUGGUGUAUUUUAGCUGUUCAGGAAACAUUGUUAAACUAUUGCACACUUUGUAUUUUAUUUUUGCUUUCUGUCCAGUUUUGUAAAAACUCUGGUUCACUGCACAGUGAUUUAGUGUUUUAAUGACUGUAAAAGUACACUUGGACCUUAUACUUUGUCACAGUAGUAGACUAGAAUAUUUCCAUUUUUUUAAGUGCUGAAUUUAAUUUUGAACAUAAGAUAUACUGGAGUUUUGUCACAUGAUGGCCUUUGAAGUCUCAGUAGCACUGGUGUAUGGAAUUUCAGAAGAGGAUCACUGUGGCACCAUAAUGUUCUUACAUCUUUUAGAUUUAAGUUUUGAAUCAUAAACAUGUCUAUCAUUGGAUAUUUGUAGUGUGGCUUAAACAAUAACAUGUAAAUUAAUUAAGAGAGACCUGAAUUAUGAUCCAGAAAUCACACAGAGAAGUUGUAGUAGUAUUGUAGAGAUGGUCAACUGAUUUGAGUCUCCAAGUUGGAGAAAAUCCAUUGAAGCUUGUGUGUUUUUCUCUCCUGCAUAAUAAAGUUGUCUGUGACUCUCC